Drosophila miranda is the source of this 7318-nucleotide messenger RNA. RefSeq lists its product as uncharacterized. The record is from RefSeq and is a predicted model, not a curated record. The coding region runs from base 79 to 7173 and encodes 2364 amino acids. The transcript has 4 exons. Lineage: Eukaryota; Metazoa; Arthropoda; Insecta; Diptera; Drosophilidae.
ACUUCAACUUUUGACACAUCUAAAUCUAAAUUUAUAGUUGUGUUGUCUGUUCUCUUUGUACAAGUUUUUCCCUUUUCUAUGGUACAUUGGUUCCAGGCGCCGUGGGGUACGAGUGGACGGGCAUACAAAAUGGACUCGAAGAACAACAUUUACACGAAAAAUGAGCGACUAACCAACGAGGAGGUCAAUGUAGAGCGGCUAAUUCGCAUGUACCGAGCCAACCAGUGUCUCUGGAAUCCCAAGUCCCCGGGUUACCACUGUGCGCCCCUAAAGCAGAGCGCCUGGAACCGCAUCACGCGGAUUCUCAACAACGGCCUAACGACGGAUCAGGUAAAGCUGCAGGUGCUCUCCCUUCGCAACUACUACGACACGGAAUGCCAGGCCAUCAAGCGUAGCCAGCGGGAGGGAUUAACCUACGUUCCCUGUCGCUCGAUUUUCAAGGACCUCCAAUUCCUGCCCGACCUGGAACCGGAUGAGGCAGAGAAGUUUAACGGCAGACCUAGCGUCUGCGACGACCAACUGCAGUUUAUUAUUGAUGAUGUCAUGUCAGUCAUGAGCAAGAACUUGGUGGAGUGCAGGCGCAGUUUACACGUCGACCUCCAAGCACCCUUCGGCGAGAAAAUAUCCGAUUCAGAUAUCUCCUCUCCAAAUAAAAGCUCCAAGGAAUUCGUUGAAUUCGAUAUCUCGUCCUUGUCUGACUCGGACUUCGAGACGCCGGUAACUUCAUUACCAUUACGUGCCACUUCCGGAGCCGAUCGUCAGUACGAUGGGCAAGAUGAAAAGGAGUCUAGCAACUCCUCGUCCCACCAGCAGUCGAGGGAACGGUAUCAGGUUAGAGGCGCAUGCCCGUGUCCCCCAGACUCUGAGCGGGAAGGAGGAUUCCAAAAACAUGCCAGACCUACAGAAAACUAUAGCCACAAUGGUCCGUACGAGGUCGCACCAGCAACCACUCCUCGAAAUUCCCCAGCCGGGCAUCUGCAACCACUCAGACCGAGGAUGGAGGCCAGCAACAGUAACUCUCAAUGCAGCAGAAACUCCACCGAGCACCAAAGUAUUAGCGCCCGCAGUAACUACUGCAGUCGACCUUCUGACAAGGAGGAGUGCAAUGUCCUGUUGCUCAAGUUUAAUCCAGAAAAUGACAUGCGGUCACGAACUAAUAACAAAGUCUUUUGUACCUAUCAUCCUGCUGACAACAGGGAGAUCCAAGAGGACAAGCGAGACUAUAACGACAUCGACGCCAGCGGACAGCAACUACAAUCAGCCGAAACUCCAUUGUUCGAGUAUUACAACUCCAACGAGAACAAAGCUCUUCCGGCGGACUGCAGCUACAGCUAUGACCCCAGUCAUCAAUACACUCAGGGAUACGCGCAGCAGAGCACAGAGCAAAACGAGCAGGAUCAAAAUUGUUAUUAUCCGGAAGUAUCAGACCCAUAUGAAUAUGACGAUUGCUACUGUACGCCAGCUCAGGAAGUCGCUCAACUUUAUCAUCAGGGAGAGGAAUCGAUAGCCAACGAAGAGCCAACCUUGCGGCGUCCCCAGACGUUUGCUGGAUACCAGAGGAAAUACAGCAACACCGAACCUGAUGAUGCUCCAACUGAUGCACAAACGAGAGAGCAGUUCAGUCCCAACCGCUUCAAACGCAUGCCGCAACCCCGCCAGGAAGAUAUUCCUGGGUCCAGCUCAAAAGAUACCACGAACUCCGCUCCGAUUGUGAGGAGUCGGGGAUCCCGUAGCUCUGGGGCAGAUUCCUAUGGGGCCCAACAGUGCGCUGCACUUGCUGCACAAAUUAUGGACGAUUAUUGUCUCGGCCAAUGCAGACGAGUGCAGAAAACGUAUCCGGAUGAUGUUGAUGAAUUCUGCGAAGAGCCAGUGGCCAGGCGACCCCAAAGACGUUACCAGCCCGAAGACGUAAUUUAUGUAGAGUGUCCAGCCCGGAGGCAAGGACAACCCAGAAAUGAAGUGGCGAGGCGAAGGGAGAGUUCUCCUUCAAAGGUGUCGAAGGCAAGAGAUGAGUACAAAUAUGGUCCUCAAGAGGAUUUCGUGAAAAGUACGGAACACGACCAAGGGAGGAGGACUUCCAAUCAAUUUGCUCGAGAAUACACUCAGGACAGACAACAAGGCCAGUACGAGUACGAUGCACAAGAAUCUUUCAAAGAUGCCGAGCAGAGGCCAAAACGGAUUCCCCAGAGAAGAUCGUAUAUUCGAGAGAAAGCCCAAGCAGAAGACCAAAGCAGAGGUGCCCAACCGCCUUUCCAAAGAUUUGAGAAAAUCCCUUGCAAGGAUGACACAUGCCCACUUUUAAACCGAACAAUGGAAGUGGCGCCAAGACAAGUUCCGAGGAGAUCGUCCGAUAAAGGCCAGACUAAACCUGAAAAGCGCACCCCUCCGUCAGAACGCCAACAGCAAAUACGAGGCCAGACAGACUACAGACAAAGACGUGGGAUGGAUGGCACCGACGAGCCAUACAUGACCAAUAGAUGCCUGCCAAGCAGCCCAAACGACAGUCAGCCAAAAUCAGCACCGACUUUAAACCAAAAGUAUGGAAGUCUUGAAAUCGAUCCAUACGAAGUCGAUGAUUGCCUCUGCGAGGAUGACCCCAAGUAUCCCCAAGAGAUUGCAUCAACAAAAAGAAAAAGCCGGCAGGAUGAUCUAGGGAUUCCGUCUUCAGAGAGAAACAACAGGGAUGACCGGUAUCAAGAGCAAAGGCCAAAACAGUAUCCCCAGCGGAGAUCGUAUCAGCGGGAGGAGACUGCAAAGAAUCUACCACAAGGCCAAAGAUUUCAGGAAAUCCCUUGCAACAAUGAUUUGUGCCCAUUUGUAAACCCAAAUUUUCCAGAGAAUACCUCAUCGAAGAGAAAUAGCCAAGAUGACCGGCAGCCCAAAUCAAGACCGACAUCAAAGAAAAUGGAUAGAAACCAAGAAGAGUCAUCGGAUCUAUACGAGGUCGAUGAUUGCCUCUGCGAGGAUGACCCCAAGUAUCCCCAAGAGAUUGCAUCAACAAAAAGAAAAAGCCGGCAGGAUGAUCUAGGGAUUCCGUCUUCAGAGAGAAACAACAGGGAUGACCGGUAUCAAGAGCAAAGGCCAAAACAGUAUCCCCAGCGGAGAUCGUAUCAGCGGGAGGAGACUGCAAAGAAUCUACCACAAGGCCAAAGAUUUCAGGAAAUCCCUUGCAACAAUGAUUUGUGCCCAUUUGUAAACCCAAAUUUUCCAGAGAAUACCUCAUCGAAGAGAAAUAGCCAAGAUGACCGGCCGCUCAAAUCAAACCCGACUUCAAAGAAAAUGGAUAGCAGCCAGGAAGAGUCAACGGAUCUAAACGAAAUCGAUGAUUGUCUUUGCGAGGAUGAGUCCAUGAUUACAGAGAAAAGUUCAGAAAAGAGAAAUAUCCGCUUGGAAGAAUCAAGGGGUCCAGUGACAGCCUCAACAAAAAGAAACAGCGGAGAUGACCGCCAGGAAGAACCAAGUGUUCCAGAGGUUGUCUCUUCAGAGAAAGGUAGUCGUCGGGAAGAACUAAGUGUUCCAGAUACUACCUCAUCGAAGAGAUAUAGCCAAGAGAACCGGCAGCCCAAAUCAAACCCGACUUCAAAGAAAAUGGAUAGCAGCCAAGAAGAGUCAACGGAUCUAAACGAAAUCGAUGAUUGUCUUUGCGAGGAUGAGUCCAUGAUUACAGAGAAAAGUUCUAAAAAGAGAAAUAUCCGCUUGGAAGAAUCAAGGGGUCCAGUGACAGCCUCACCAAAAAGAAACAGCCGAGAUGACCGCCAGGAAGAACCAAGUGUUCCAGAGGUUGCCUCUUCAGAGAAAGGUAGUCGUCGGGAAGAACCAAGUGUUCCAGAUACUACCUCAUCGAAGAAAAAUAGCCAAGAGAACCGGCAGCCCAAAUCAAACCCGACUUCAAAGAAAAUGGAUAGCAGCCAAGAAGAGUCAACGGCUCUAAACGAAAUCGAUGAUUAUCUCCGCGAGGAUGAUUCCAUGGUUCCAGAGAAAACUUCAGAAAAGAGAAAUAUCCGCCUGGAAGAUUCAAGGGAUCCAGGGACAGCCUCAACAAAAAGAAACAGCCGAGAUGACCGCCAGGAAGAGCCAAGAGUUCCAGAGGUUACCUCACCAAAGAGAAGUAAUCGUCGGGAAGAACCAAGUGUUCCAGAUACUACCACAUCGAAGAGAAAUAGCCAAGAGAAUCGGCCUCCAAAAUCAAUAACUACAUCAAAGAAAAUGGAUAUCAGCCAAGAAGAGUCAACGGAUCUAAACGAAAUCGAUGAUUAUCUCCGCGAGGAUGAUUCCAUGGUUCCAGAGAAAACUUCAGCAAAGAGAAAUAUCCGCCUGGAAGAUUCAAGGGAUCCAGUGACAGCCUCAACAAAAAGAAACAACCGAGAUGACCGCCAGGAAGAGCCAAGAGUUCCAGAGGUUACCUCGCCAAAGAGAAGUAGUCGUCGGGAAGAACCAAGUGUUCCAGAUACUACCUCAUCGAAGAGAAAUAGCCAAGAGAAUCGGCCACCCAAAUCAAUAACGACAUCAAAGAAAAUGUAUGACAGCCAAGAAAAGUCAACGGAUCUAAACGAAAGCGAUGAUUGUCGCUGCGAGGAUGAGUCCCUGUUUCCAGAGAAAACUUCAGCGAAGAGAAAUAUCCGUCUGGAAAAGGCCAGCGUUUCAGAGAAUGCCUCUCCAAAAAAAAGUAGUAAUCGAGAAGAGCCCAUAGUUCCAGUGAUUGCUUCAUCGAAGAGAAACUGGCGAGACGAUCAUACGGAUGAUCUGAGAGUUCCAAGGAUUCAAUCUUCAAAAAGAAACAACCAAGAGGACUGGCAACAAGAGCAAAGGCCAAGACGGUAUCCCCAGCGGAGAUCGUAUCAGGGAGAGGAACCUGCAAAGAAUCUACCACAAGGCCAAGCAUUUGAGGAAAUAAUCCCUUGCAACAAUGAUUUGUGCCCAUUUGUAAAACCAAAUUUUCCAGAGAAUACCUUAUCGAAGAGAAAUAGCCCAGAUGACCGGCAGCCCAAAUCAAGACCGACAUCAAAGAAAAUGGAUAGAAACCAAGAAGAGUCAUCGGAUCUAUACGAGGUCGAUGAUUGCCUCUGCGAGGAUGACCUUAUGGGUCCCCAAGAAAUUACCUCAACAAAAAGAAAUAGCCGGCAGGAUGUUCUGGGGAUUCCGUCUUCGAAAAGAAACAACCGAGAUGACCGGCAACAAGAGCAAACGAAAAGACAAUAUCCUCAGCGGAGAUCGUAUCAGGGAGAGAAGCCUGCGAAGAAUCUACCACAAGGCCAAAGAUUUGAGGAAAUCCCAAAUCGAAAUUUUCCAGAGAAUACCUCAUCGAAGAGAAAUAGCCCAGAUGACCGGCAGACCAAAUCAAGACCGACAUCACCGGAUCUGUACGAAGUCGAUGAUUGCCUCUGCGAGGAUGAGUCCAUGGUUCCAGAAAAAACGCCAGCAAAGAGAAAUAUCCGCCAGGAGGAGCCGAGUGUUUCAAAGAUAGCCUCACCAACCAGAAGUAGUCGUUGGAAAGAACCCAGUGUGCCCGGGACUGCCCCACCAAAGAGAAACAGUCAGAACGACCGUAAGGGAAAAUUUGCACCUACUUCACAGAAAAUUAAUGUCGGAAAUGAAAAGCCAAUGGAGCCAAAGGAAGUCGAUGAUUGCCGUUGUGAUGAGAAUGUAGAGAUCGCCGCAUCAAAGAGAAACAGGAAUAAAAAUAGUAGAAAGGAUGAUGAGAAGGAUACUAAAGCACAGACGGAUAAUACGAAGGGAAGUCGAAACAAUAAUGAAGAACCGAAGAAAUCCACACCCAAAAAGAACAAUACUUUUAAAAAUUAUGUAAACGAACAGAAGUGUGAAUGCGAUGAUGCUGAUAAUUCUUACCGGCAGCCCGAUAACUAUUCGAAGAAGGCUAAUGGGAGAAAUAUUCCACACAGUACGAAAGAGUCCACGAGAACUUCAAUUAAAAAGAACGUUACAGCGGUCCCAACGAGGACUGGAAGAGAAGAUGAAAAGGAUAACAGUGACAGUGAGUACUGUGAUUGCCAGAUUGGGGUGGAGUCCCCAAAUGGGAAAAACAUAAGAAGCAAAUCUGGGAACAGUAGAAAUACUGAAGACGUUGAAGAAGUGAAUGAAAAAGGUAGGAAUAUGCGUUUAGAUAUAAAGAAAAAGGAAAACGGUACAGAAAGUAUGGAUGAUUUGGAGGAUUCUACCAGUUUAUGUGAUUGCGAAUGCUUUUGCGAGGACGAAGAGGAGAAGCCAACAGAUGACAAAGCGGAGGAGGAGACGUCCGCCAAGAAGAAGCUUCGUACUCAGCAGAUCGCCAAGGCAACGCCACGGAGCCAGUCCACUGCAGGUCGGUCCAGUGCGACCCCAAAGUCUAGGCUCAGGCGUAGCUCCAACGCGGAAGAGAUGGCAAAGAAGCCCAUUUCUUCGAGAAGUAGCAAACACAAUCGUCAUAUCAGCGGUAAGAGAUCCAUGAAAAACGCCGACUAUGAUGGUGGCACCAGUAGCCGCUGCCCCUUUGAUUUAAACAGGGCUUCAUACUACAUUUGCCAAUUACAGGAUGAUGAUGAAGAGAAUCAGUAUCUGAUUAUAGUGCCCGAAGCUAAAUAUCGUAGGAUGAGUGUCAACAGGACUUGCCCAGGACAAGAGCUUGCGAAGAGGAAGCCCUGCACCCCGCGGCAGUGCUCUGGCUUCGAUACUUUGUCCUGGGCCAGUCCAAAGCCCGCUCACCAGUCGUCUCCAAGGAAAACGGAUGGUCUCUCUGUCCUUGGCUCCUAUAUGGUGCCACCAGUCGCCGCAGAGACCACCAUGAGCAUUAUCAACCAGCACAUUAAAAUGUCGAUAGGGCGCAAGCCAGUAGUAGAACUGAUCCAAAAGAACCAUAGAUACUGCGCCAGCAAGAAAAACGUGAAUUCUCCGCCUAAGAUGCAAUGCAAGCCUAAGCCCAAACUGAUGACAGCAAUGGCUUAUAAUCGCACGCCCAUCCUUCGACCGAUCCAUGAGACAAGUUCAAUAUUGGCGGAGAACCGCACCGUACUGCUCUCCAAAAAUCCGGGUUCGAGUUCCAAUCAAGAGGUUAUCGUACUGCAUCCGCCCGUCCUUGGCUUUCGACCCUCCAAGAACUCCCUCUGCCUGGAUGAUGUGCAGAUGCAGCUUAUCAAAGUUCAGCACAGCGAGCCGCAUGUGAGCCCGAGGCCGAUGUGAUCUAAAACAGAGCCAUCCAGAGGUUGAACUCUAUGGCGUAGCCAUCCAGCCAUAGCAUAGCUGAUAUUUCUUCACACAUAGUUCUCUGCCCCAACCAAUGUACCAGAGUAUCAUAGUAAAGAACAGCAACAAACCGAAGCCGCAG